CCGGAUAUUGAGAGCGCCGGAAGAGAAGCAGGUGUCUUCCCUGGCCAUCUUGUGGUUGUCCGACGUGAGCUGUUGCUCGAACCCUCGAAGAAUCCGAGGAGAAUCCCGCUGUUAGGGCACCAUCAUGCCCGGACAUCUGCAAGAAGGGUUCGGCUGCGUCGUGACCAAUCGGUUCGACCAGCUAUUAGACGACGAAUCCGACCCGUUCGAGAUAUUAAAGGCGGCCGAGAACAAGAAGAAAGAUGCGGCCGCGUCUGGAGGCUCGAAGACGGCAGCCCAAGCCGCCAAACAGCCGAAGAAAGAGUCACAGAAAGACAGAAAAAACACAGCGCCGGAAAAGAAGGAAGAGACCCCAGCUCCUGUGCCUCUGAAGAAAGAGGGCAUGAGGAGGGUCGGCCGGAGACCAGAGCAGCAGGGUCAGGCCCCUUCCCAGCAACAAGGAGGUCAAGGAGAGGGUCGACCCACUGACAGGAGACCAGAAAGACGACCUCCUCGCGAGCGGCGCUUCGACAAACCAGCUGACGAUAAACCUCAGGGUGGAGAGUUUUCUGCAGACAAGCCAUCUGCAGACAGGCCGGCUAGAGGGCGUGGUGGAGGACGCGGGGGCGGACGCGGGCGUGGACGGGGCAUGGGACGUGGCGAGGGACGUAUCGAAGGCUUUGAUUCUCGGGGGAAACGCGACUUUGACAGACACAGCGGCAAUGACAAAUCUCGACAGAAAGGAGAGGAGAAGCGCAGUGGGAGUGGCCCACACAACUGGGGCAAUGUGAAGGAAGAAGUCAGCGAGCUUAACCAGACAGCUGCACCUGAGCCCACUUCUGAAGGAGACGAACAGGCACCUGCUGAUUCCGAAAACAAGGAGAAUGAAGUCGAGGAAGUGAAGGAAGAAGGUCCUAAAGAGAUGACACUGGAUGAAUGGAAGGCCAUGCAGGACAAAGAACGCGCCAAAGUUGAAUUCAACAUCCGCAAGCCCAACGAGGGAAACGAUGGACAGUGGAAGAAGGGCUACGUACUGCACAAGUCAAAGAGCGAGGAAGUCGGCACGCGGCCGGCUGGAGCUGUGAUUGAAUCUGGAGAUGUUGAUCCUGACUCAUUCCAGAAGGCAGAAGAAGGUGCCGGUGAUCAUCACUUCCGGAAGCCAGCCAAUGACAUCACCUCCCAGCUGGAGAUCAACUUUGGAGACUUGGGUCGACCGGGACGUGGCCGCGGGGGAUCUCGUGGUGGCCGUGGGGGUCGUGGAGGUAGUGGAGGCGGCGGCGGUGGUGGCGGCGGAGGUGGUGGUGGCGCAGGGCGACCAAGCCGAGGUGGCGGCAGAUCUGAGAGGGGUGGAGGCGUUUCUGUUCCCAAUGUGGAUGACCCUGAGGCUUUUCCAGCCUUGGCCUAAAGCUCAGCUCCUUCAUCAAAUUUUUCUCCUCCUCCUCCGGGCCUCCUCCUCUUUGACGCUUGCAUGCUAAUGGAUCCUUUGACCAUAGAAACCGUUGACAAAAAUAAUUGAACACGAGAGACUGUCAUCCAUACAUACACUGAGAACUGACUUUUACCUGCGGAAAAAAAACACACGAAAAUGGACUUCUUGAUACACUGAAGCAAAUUAUUGGUAGAGGUUUUGUAUUUAGAGACAUGAUAGCAGGGAUUUGUUCAUACAGUAUUUUUUUCCCUUGUUUUCCCAGAGAUUAUGCAUUCGCCAUAAAUAUUUUUUUAUUGCUGCUUGAAUGUAUGCGAUUCAAGAUGGAUUGAAGCGUGUUGUGAAAGCUUCCACUCGCGUGUAAUGGCGUAGUCACUCUCGAUAGCUCUACCAAAAGCGAAAUGUUUUUUUUUUUUUUUUUAGAUACAAGACGACUUGUAGUGGUUAUUUUACUGUUAAUAUAUAUACAUGGGUAAUGUAUAUUGACUAUUUUAAAUGUUUUGAAAGAGAGCUCAAAGGUCAAGUUAUCCUCCGGUCAUUUGGAUAUAAUUUUUGGCCUGUAGCAAGAAGCGAAUGCCUCGUCUUGAUCUUUCUUUGUUGUUUUUGUCGUCCUCUGGUGGACCAGUGGUAUUGGUGUUUGCGUUUUUGUUCCUCACUGAGAGUAAGAUCUUAAGUGCCCAGGGCUCAGUGUAGGUCCAGGUUGUAGGUUCUCCUGAACUAGAAACCUUAGGACCACUUUCAGCUGUAUAUGUGUGUGUGUGUGUGUGUGUGCGUGAAAGAUAACCUGUUUUAAUACUCAUCAGCCGUAAAUUUAUUUUCCUGAACUUAGAUUGUACGUUUCAGCAAGUCAUGAAGUUUUAUUGACUUUUUUUAGUGGGUUUUAUCUAGUAAAGGUUGUCGACACAUCUUGCACUUGGGUUUAUGGUGACGUUUGAAAUCUAGCUAAUAAGCACAUGGUCCACUCGCAUCAGUACCAUUUGUUUAUGUGUAUUUCUCCUGUGGUCUUUGCUGUGUUUUUGUUUUUAAUGAUUACCAUGACAGCACUGCUGCUUGCUUUUUCUGAAAAUUGUGUAAUUUAGGGUGGGACGAUUUAGGUUGUGCUGCAAAGAAAAUUCGGAACCAGCUUCUAAUGUAUGUGAAAUGGCACGACCUCCAAGUGUGAUGGCUCUGCGAUGUGCUCUGUAUAGAUAAGAGGAGGGACAAUAAAGUGGAUGACGACACUAGAUUCUGGUUUGUCACACUUCUACUGGAAGACUUGCCUGGGACCUCCAGUCAUAGAUGAACCUCUCUUACUCUUUGUGAUUCAGUUGUUUCUAUUAUAAAUAUGUCUCCAAAUAUCCCUGUUCAAUAAACUGCUUAGAAGUG
Molecule: messenger RNA, 2770 nt
Organism: Misgurnus anguillicaudatus (oriental weatherfish)
Lineage: Eukaryota; Metazoa; Chordata; Actinopteri; Cypriniformes; Cobitidae
Source: RefSeq, a predicted model, not a curated record